Electrophorus electricus (electric eel) is the source of this 2739-nucleotide messenger RNA. RefSeq names its product glyceronephosphate O-acyltransferase 2 (gene gnpat2). The record is from RefSeq and is a predicted model, not a curated record. Lineage: Eukaryota; Metazoa; Chordata; Actinopteri; Gymnotiformes; Gymnotidae. Gene Ontology annotation, biological process: phospholipid biosynthetic process; ether lipid biosynthetic process; fatty acid metabolic process. Gene Ontology annotation, cellular component: peroxisomal membrane; mitochondrial membrane. Gene Ontology annotation, molecular function: glycerone-phosphate O-acyltransferase activity; glycerol-3-phosphate O-acyltransferase activity.
GUCCCGGUGACCGGUCCCGUCCGCUCGAGCCGAGGGAGAAAGUGCACCUGCUCCGGGUCUCCACCCUCCACCAUGAAGCGGCCGAGUGCGCAGAGUUCGAGGGCGGAGCCAGCAAGCUUCGUCGACAUUCUGGAGGAGAGGAGGCGGGGCAGCGACAUAAGCCACGCCCUCAGGGCGUUCAGUCCCCCGCCGGGUUGCGGGGCUCCGCCUCCUUCGCCGAGCGCGCUCAAUAAGAUGGUGCUGGAAUCUCAGCAUCUGCGCUACGUCGUCUUGGAGGUAGCAGCAGAAUCUGGCAAGCCGCAGGCGCGUGUGAGGGAGGAGGCAGCCGCCUUACUGGACGAGAUGAGUCAGAACCUGCAGGUGACCUUCAUCCGCCUGCUGGGUUUCGCGCUCAGCAAGAUCUUCACCAGGCUCUUCCGUCGAAUACAGGUCAACGAGGACGGCCUGGCGCGGCUCCAGCAGGCCACUCAGGAGCAUCCCGUCAUCCUGAUGCCCAAUCACAGGAGUUACGUGGACUUUCUGGUCCUGUCAUACAUCAUGUUCACCUACGACCUCUCUAUCCCGGUCAUCGCAGCUGGAAUUCCUCUCAUGGGGAUGUCUCUGAUCGGCGAGAUCUUCCGUCGAUCAGGAGCGUUCUUUAUCCGGCGCGCCAUUGGCUCGGAUAAGCUCUACUGGGCGGUGCUCUCGGAGUACGUCCGAACCAUAGUGCGGACGGGCUUCGCUCCUGUAGAGUUUUAUGUCGAAGGACUGCGCAGUCGGACACUGAAGUCACUCACACCAAAGAUGGGUAUGAUGCACAUGGUCCUGGAGCCCUUCCUAAAAGGCGAGGUGUAUGACCUCAGCCUGGUCCCGGUCAGCAUCAGCUACGACCGCGUCCUGGAGGAGUCCUUGUUGGCGCACGAGUUGCUGGGGGUGCCCAAACCCAGAGAGACCACGCGGGGUUUACUGAAGGCCCGGCGCGUUCUGGAGCAGGACUACGGCAGCAUGCACGUGUACUUCGGGAACCCCGUGUCCGUGAGAGAGCUGGCCAAGGGGCGGAUCGGCCGCGGACAGUACAACCUGGUGCCCAGGGACCUGCCCGGGAGGCCGAGCGAGGAGUCGCAAGCGUUCGCGAGCGCUGCGGCCCACCGGGUGGUGAGGCUGCAGGAGCGCGGCACCGUGCUGAGUCCCUGGAGCCUGACGGCCCUGCUGGUCCUGCAGAGGCCGGACGGGACGCGCUGGGACCUGCUCGCCCGCGACACCCUGUGGCUGCGCGGCAUCGCGCUGCAGCUCGGAGCCCGCCUCGACUGGCCCGCCGAUCUUCCCGAUUUGGAAGUGAUGUCAUCGAGCAUGGCCCUGCACCGUUCCGUAGUAAGGUGCGAGGAGGGGUGCGUCUGGCUGGUCGAAGAGGCGGGGCCAGAACCCGUCACUCAAGAGGAGGGCGUGUUCAGGCGGGCGUCUGCUGUCCUCAUGUGCGCCUCCUACAGGAAUCAAGCCCUGCACGUGUUCACGCGCCCCGCUAUGGUGGCGGUCGCCAUGGGAACGGUCCCGGGCCACAGUCAAGAAGAUAUCUACAGGCACUUCUGCUUCCUGAGAGAUCUAUUCGCCAACGAGUUCGUCUUCGUGCCCGGCUGCGGACCGCAGGAUUUUGAGGAAGGCUGCUCUGGUCUACAGCAGUGUGGAGCGGUGAGCGCCACAGACCACGAGCUGAAACCGACUGAAGAAGAGCGAGAUACCAUUGUCUUCCUCAGUGCCAUUCUAGAACCUUUUAUCGAGACCUACCAGGUGGUGUUUAGAAUUUUGUGUGACGAGAGAUUGCAGGUGUUUACGGAGAAGAGCUUUGUCCCGGCCGUCCGUGCAGACGCGAUGAAACUCCUUAUAUCAGGUGAAGCGCGCUCACACGAAUGCUUGUCCUCAGACACCCAGAAGAACGUCCUCUCGGCUCUGCUCAGGAUGGGGGCCGUGUCCAAGUCCGGACUAGCUGACCAUGUUGAAUACAGGAUAAACAGGGCAGCAGUAAGAAGAAUAUGGCAAACACUAGUCGGCAGGGUGACUCCUCAGAUGAAGGCAUGUGCCAGGCUGUGACGGCGUCCGAGGCUUUGGGAGCGCCACAGCAUCCUGGCCCAGCGCUUCCAAACAUCCGAUGCACAGUCCAAUCAAGUUUCUAACACCCAACCCCUGCCGCUGUGGGCCGGAAACCCCUCCUGUCUGGCGUAUGAGCAAUCGCUGAAUCAGCUACACCACUGACACGUUUCUCUAUCGACGGCCUCUACACCCUGAUCCCUCCAAGGAAAUCGGAUCUACUUUGCGAGAAGCAACCACACACCACCAAGUGUGUAACAGUUACGUUAACAGGAAUAAUAAUGCGGUUAAUAGUAAUAAUAAUAAGUAUUAAGCUAAUACACUCAAGUAACCCGGAAACUAAUGAAUGAAUAUUAUAUAUAAUUAAUAAUUAAUGAAACUAAUAACUAAUAAACUAAGUUAAUCUUAAACUAAAACACAAAACAGCACACAAUCCGCAAUAAUUAGCAGCCGUUCCGUCCUUGUGGCUGGAACAUCUGUAGUUUUUGAUGAACAGUUGUAGAUAUUUUAAAUGUCAAUAAUUUAUAAUAGGAAAUACUUGACCAAAACACCACUAAACAAUCAAAUCACUGUGAAUUAGCAUGCAAUAAGUGUGGAUUUUGUAUAAGGCAACAUGAAACAUUUUUAAUGAUUAAUGAUUAAUUAAUGAUUAAAAAAAAUUAAAGUGCAUUUAAAGAA